Taeniopygia guttata (zebra finch) is the source of this 6036-nucleotide messenger RNA. The record is from RefSeq and is a predicted model, not a curated record. NCBI's taxonomy places the organism in Eukaryota, Metazoa, Chordata, Aves, Passeriformes, Estrildidae.
GGAAUGAACAGGUUCAGGAAUUCCAUCCUGGAUUUAGGGAAUGAGCAGGCUCAGUGACUCGUGAUCCAUCCUGGAUUUAGGGAAUGAGCAGGCUCAGGUAAUCCAUCCUGGAUUUGGGGAAUGAGCAGGCUCAGGUAAUCCAUCCUGGAUUUAGGGAAUGAGCAGGCUCAGGUGAUCCAUCCUGGAUUUAGGGAAUGAGCAGGUUCAGUGACUCAUAAUCCAUCCUGGAUUUAGGGAAUGAGCAGGUUUAGGUAAUCCAUCCUGGAUUUAGGGAAUGAGCAGGCUCAGGGACUCGUAAUCCAUCCUGGAUUUGGGAAUGAGCAGGUUCAGGUAAUCCAUCCUGGAUUUGGGGAAUGAGCAGGCUCAGGGACUCAUAAUCCAUCCUGGAUUUGGGGAAUGAGCAGGCUCAGGUAAUCCAUCCUGGAUUUGGGGAAUGAGCAGGCUCAGUGACUUGUGAUCCAUCCUGGAUUUAGGGAAUGAGCAGGCUCAGGUAAUCCAUCCUGGAUUUAGGGAAUGAGCAGGUUCAGGAAUUCCAUCCUGGAUUUAGGAAAUGAGCAGGUUCAGUUACUCGUGAUCCAUCCUGGAUUUAGGGAAUGAGCAGGUUCAGGUAAUCCAUCCUGGAUUUAGGGAAUGAGCAGGCUCAGGUUAUCCAUCCUGGAUUUGGGGAAUGAGCAGGCUCAGGAAUUCCAUCCUGGAUUUAGGGAAUGAGCAGGCUCAGGUUAUCCAUCCUGGAUUUGGGGAAUGAGCAGGCUCAGUGACUCGUGAUCCAUCCUGGAUUUGGGGAAUGAGCAGGUUCAGUGACUCGUGAUCCAUCCUGGAUUUGGGGAUUGAGCAAAUUCAGCUUCAGGCACGGAGGAUGAUGGUUGAGAUCCCACCUGGGGAGAUCCCAGGGAUGAUCCCUGAUCCCAAUUCCCAAGGCUGCGCUUUGGGGCACAGCGGAUCCCGACGUGAAUUGGAGCAUGAUUAAAACUGGGAAAUGCCAAUUUUUCCGCGGCCAGGAGCAAACCCAGGGAGAAAACAAGGAACGAACAAGCUGGAAAAGUGUCAGGGCUGCCUUCCCGUGCCCGCUGAGCUUGGGGACAACGCCAGCCACAAUUCCGGGGGCCGCUCCGGCGGGUCCCCGUGACCGUCACAUGCCGGGGGGGAUGAGGGGGCAGCGAUCCCGGCGGGAUGGCCCCAACCACCCCUGGGCUGACCCUGCUCCGUGUUUCUGCUGGAUUUGCAGACAGCAGCUGGCUGCUGGGGGCCCCGUGCCCGGGCUACGGGACGCUGCAGCGGGACUCGGACGUGCCCCACAUGGAGGUGUGGGGGUACCAGCGGCGGCCCUGGCGGGUGCUGCUGUGCCACGCGGGCUCCGUGCUGAGCGCGGGGCUGCUCCUGCUGCUCUUCCACUGGAAACCCAACCUGGAGGUGCAGGCCAAGUGCCGGCCCUGCGCCCUGGGCCAGGCCGACUGGCUCAUCAUCAGGGACCGUUUCGGGCAGUGCUUCACCACCCGGGUGCUGACGGAGCCGCUGGGCGAGGCGGGCCUGGAGCAGCACCCCGGGGCGCAGCCCGAGCGCGGCAGUGGCAGUGUGACGGUGGCGGUGGCGGUGGCAGAUGAGGAGGAGAGCCGUGACACCGUGCGGCUGCACGACAAGGACGAGAAGAACCUCCUGAGGUAUUACCUGUUCCAGGGAAUGCGCUACGUGUGGCUGGAGCGGCGGCAGGCCUUCUGCAGGGUCAGCGUGCUGGACGAGGGCUGGACCUGCGCAGAGCUGCACCUGAGCCGGGCCGGGCUGCAGCAGCAGGAGCACGGCACCAGGAGGAAGAUCUACGGCCCCAAUCUCAUCGAGGUGCCCGUCAAGUCCUACGCCAGGCUCCUGGUGGAGGAGGUGCUCAACCCCUUCUACCUGUUCCAAGUGCUCAGCAUGGUGCUGUGGGUGUGUGACGCCUACUACUACUACGCCGCCUGCAUCUUCCUCAUCUCCACCCUCUCGCUGGGGCUGUCCCUCUACGAGACACGCAAGCAAAGCACCACGCUGAGGAACAUGGCCAGGAUGUCCGUGCAGGUCCAGGUCCGGCGGCCCGGGGGAGAGGAGCUGCUGGUCAGCUCGGCGGAGCUGGUGCCCGGGGACUGCAUCCGGCUGCCGGCGGCCGGGGCGCUGCUGCCCUGCGACGCUGCGCUGCUGAGCGGGGAGUGCAUGGUCAACGAGAGCCUGCUGACCGGGGAGAGCGUGCCGGUGAUGAAGACGCCGCUGCCGGCGGGGAGAGCCGUGUACUGCCCCGAGGAGCACCGGCGGCACACGCUGUUCUGCGGGACGCAGGUCAUCCAGGCCAAGGCCUACGUGGGCGGGGAGGUGCUGGCCGUGGUCACCCGCACAGGGUUCUGCACGGCCAAGGGGGACCUCAUCAGCUCCAUCCUCUACCCCAAACCCGUCAGCUUCAAGUUCUACAAGGACGCCGUCAAGUUUGUGCUGUUCCUCGCCAUGCUGGCUCUCAUCGGCACCUUGUACAGCGUCCUCAUCCUGGUGAGGAACCAGGUCCCCGUGGGACAAAUCAUCAUCCGCGCCCUGGACCUGGUCACCGUCAUCGUGCCGCCGGCGCUGCCGGCCGCCGUGACCGUGGGCACCAUCUACGCGCAGAACCGGCUGAAGAAGCAGGGGAUCUUCUGCAUCAGCCCCCCGCGCAUCAACCUCUGCGGGAAGAUCCGCCUGGUGUGCUUCGACAAGACCGGGACGCUGACCCAGGAGGGGCUGGACGUGUGGGGCGUGGUGCCCCUGGAGCAGCAGCGCUUCCUGCCCAUGGUGCGCGAGCCCCGCUGCCUGCCCGCCGGCGCCCUGCUCUACGCCCUGGCCACCUGCCACGCCGUGGCACCGCUGCGGGGACAGCUCGUCGGGGACCCCGUGGACCUCAAAAUGCUGGAAUCCACCGGCUGGCGCCUGGAGAUGAUGGAGGAGGAGGAGGAGGAGGAGGAAGGGGAGCUCCCGGCGGCGUUCCGGCAGUUCGAGGUGAAGGUCUUGGCCGUGGUGAAACCUCCGCCAGAGGAGGAGCAGCCUCGGGACAGGAGGCACCAGGCCCCGCUGGGGAUCCUGCGGCGUUUCCCGUUCUCCUCGUCCCUGCAGAGGAUGAGCGUCCUGGUCAAGCUGCCCAGAGAGGCCUCGGCCCACGCCUUCGUCAAGGGCGCCCCGGAGAUGGUGGCCAGUCUGUGCAGGAGGGAAACUGUGCCCCCGGAUUUCUCCCAGGUGCUCCGGCACUACACCGCCGACGGGUUCCGGGUCCUGGCUCUGGCCUGCAAAGCCCUGGGCACGGUGGCCACCUUUGAGGAGGCCCUGCAGCUCCCCAGGGACUCCGUGGAGAGCGGCCUGACCUUCCUGGGGUUCCUGGUGAUGAAGAACGUGCUGAAGCCGGAGUCUGCCCCGGUGAUCCAGCUGCUGAGGAGCGCCAACAUCCGCCCCGUCAUGGUGACAGGGGACAACAUGCUGACAGCCAUGAAUGUGGCGCGGGGGUGCCGCAUGGUGGAGCCCAGGGAGGGCGUGAUCUUCGUCACGGCCUCGCCGCCCGGCCACGACAAACCCGCCGCCCUCAAGUUCGUCCUGGCCGAGCACUCCCAGGGCGAGGAGCAGCCCGAGGGCCUGCAGCAGCAGGACGGCUCCUCCCUCCCACCCCGGCACUGCCACUUCGCCCUCAACGGGAAAUCCUUCCAGGUGGUCUGCGAGCACUUCUCCGAGCUGCUGCCCAGGAUCCUGCUCCGUGCCACGGUGUUCGCGCGCAUGCUGCCCGAGCAGAAGACCCAGCUGGUCUGCAGCCUGCAGGAGCUCAACUACUGCGUGGGGAUGUGCGGGGACGGCGCCAACGACUGCGGGGCGCUGCGGGCGGCCGACGUCGGCAUCUCUCUGUCCGAGGCCGAGGCGUCGGUGGCCUCGCCCUUCACCUCCCGCGUGGCCACCAUCGAGUGCGUGCCCAGGGUCAUCCGGGAGGGCCGGUGCUCCUUGGUCACCUCCUUCGGGGUCUUCAAGUACAUGGCCCUGUACAGCCUGGUCCAGUUCGUGUCCGUGCUCCUGCUCUACACCAUCAACACCAACCUGAGUGAUUUCCAGUUCCUGUUCUUCGACCUGGUGAUCACCACCACGGUGGCCGUGCUGAUGGGGCGCACGGGGCCAGCGCUGGCGCUGGGCGUGCGGCGCCCGCAGGGAGCCCUGAUCAGCGGGCUGGUGCUGGGCAGCCUCCUGCUGCAGACAGCCCUGCUGGUCACUGUGCAGCUCCUCAGCUACUUCAUCACCGUCUCACAGAGCUGGUAUGUCCCCCUGAACAGCACGGUGACAGCGCCCCAGAACCUGCCCAACUACGAGAACACCGUCCUGUUCUGCGUCAGCGGCUUCCAGUACCUCAUCCUGGCCGUGGCCAUGUCCAAGGGCUACCCCUUCCGGGAGCCACUCUACACCAACGUGCUCUUCCUGCUCGUCCUCAUCCUGCUCUUCGGCCUGAUGAUCUGGCUGACCCUGUACCCGCUGGGCUUCCCCAAAUCCCUGCUGAAGCUCCAGCCCAUCGAGGAUUUCAGCUUCAAGCUGCUCCUCUUGGGCAUUGCUGCCCUCAACUUCUUCGCUGCCUUCGUGCUGGAGACCGCCCUGGAUCACGGCUUGCUCGGCUGCUUCCGAAGGCUGCGCCGGAAAAAGGCCUCCAAGAAGCUUUUCAAGAGGCUGGAGAAGGAGCUGAGCCAGCAGCCGGCCUGGCCACCCCUGGACCAGCCCCUGUUUGCCACACCCAGGAUGUCCCUGGCCGUGAGAUAGCAGUGCCAGCUGUGCCACCACCCCAGCCCUCGGACACUUCCUUAAUUUAUUUAUCCCGGAAAAAGCGGGGAUGCGGCAGGCGGGAUCCCUUGGCAUCGCAGAUGUGAAUCCCACAGCCACGGUGAUCCCACGGCCAUGGUGAUCCCACAGCUACACUGGUCCCACAGCCGUGGUGAUCCCAUGGGCAGGCUGAUCCCACAGCCACCCUGAUCCCAUGGCCAGGCUGAUCCCACAGCCACGGUGAUCCUGUGGCCACAAUGAUCCCACGGUCUCGGUGAUCCCAUGGCCACACUGAUCCCACAGCCACGGUGAUCCUGUGGCCACACUGAUCUCUGAUCCCACAGCUACCCUGAUCCCAUGGCCACACUGAUCCCAUAGGCAUGGUGAUCCCAUGGCCACCCUGAUUGCCUGGCCACUCUGAUCCCUGGUCCCACAGCCACAUUGGUGCCACAGCCACCCUGAUCCCACAGCCAACCUGAUCCCAUGGCCACCCUGAUCCCAUGGCCAUGGUGAUCUUGUGGGCACACUGAUCCCACAGCCACCCUGAUCCCAUGGCUAUGGUGAUCCUGUGGCCACACUGAUCCCGUGGCCACCCUGAUUCCCUGGCCACUCUGAUCUCGAAUCCCACAGCCAUGGUGAUCCCAUGGCUACACUGCUCCCAUGGCCAUGGUGAUCCUCUGGCCACCCUGAUCCCAUGGCCACAAUGAGCCCACAGCCAUGGUGAUCCCGUGGCCACGCUGAUCCCACAACCACCCUGAUCCCACAACCACCCUGAUCCCACAACCACCCUGAUCCCGUGGCCGCAGCCCAGAGGAGCAGGAGGUGGAGGAGGAACGGGCGAGAAGAUCCAGAGGAGGAGGAGGAGGAGGAUCCAGCACGGCUCUUCCUGCAGGACUCCCCCCACUCCCAUGCUGGCCACGGUUUGAGCCUCGUGGCCAGCCCAGGCCGCCAGGAGGGGGGUCCCUGAUGUCCCCACACCCCCAGCUGUGACACUGUGAAGCCCCAGUCCCCUCUAGAUGUGUAGGGAGUUUACAGUCCCCGUUCCCAGCUCGCCAAGGCUGCUGCUCCAUCCCCAGCGCCUGGGCCCCUUCUCCGCUUGGAAUGCUCGGGCAGAGCCCCUCUGCUCGGGGCUGGGACCUCUGUAGCGUUACAGACCCCACAAAUUCUCUAUUUUUUAACUCCUUUCCCCGUCGGGAAGGCGACGGCGCCGCUCGCGGGUUCCGGACGGGGCUGUCACGGGUCUUGUCCAAUAAAUUAACACUUAUUUUC